Messenger RNA from Paramuricea clavata, 303 nucleotides. The record is from the annotation of a GenBank genome assembly. Lineage: Eukaryota; Metazoa; Cnidaria; Anthozoa; Malacalcyonacea; Plexauridae.
AUGUUCGGCAAUAUUGCACAGUUUCAUAAAGUCACCAAUUUUUCGCAUUUAUCAUUUCCAUUCGUAGAGGAAAGAAUUCUUGCAAAUGUCAUGAACCCGUUCACAGCGGCCGUUGCUGGUGGGGCUUUGACACAACCGAGACGUUCGACCGCUCAGAAAACUCAGAAGAGCCUUUGUGGAAGUCCUACGAGACCGAAUGAGGUACAAAAGCACAGGCAACCUGAAACAAAUAUGGAGCCUAUUCAUGAUGAAACAGAAGAGAAAAAGAUUGACAGACAUGGGAAGGAAUGUCUGAUAUUGUGA